Molecule: messenger RNA, 1176 nt
Organism: Magnolia sinica
Lineage: Eukaryota; Viridiplantae; Streptophyta; Magnoliopsida; Magnoliales; Magnoliaceae
Product: beta-carotene isomerase D27, chloroplastic
Exons: 8
Coding region: 86-889 (267 amino acids)
Molecular function (GO): iron ion binding
Source: RefSeq, a predicted model, not a curated record
ACAUCGAGUAAAGGCUCACGCAGAGGAGAAAAAGCGGAAGCGCACUUGAAAUUGUCCUGUUAUCCGUUCCUUCUCUCACAGUGGAAUGGAGUCUCUGGCUCCACUUCGCGCCCUCACCUUUUCUUUUCCUUCUCAAAAUGCCCUCCAAGCCAAAACGAUCCAGAAAAACGCUAGAAUUUCAACCUACUGCUCGCCGUUUCGAUCCCAAUCGAUCGAUUCUACAAGCGCUGCUGCGAAAUCCGAAUAUAAGCCUGGCAUCUUCGAUGAUUUCAUUCUCGCUUGGUUUCGGAGUAAAAUGGUUGAGGAGGUUGGAUGGGACUCAGAGAAGCCUGGAUAUGAUGGACUUAUGGAAGUCGUAAACCGUCUGAUGAUCAAGGGCAAAACCAAUCGGGAAACUGAGCAAGCAGCGGUUCGUGUACUAAGAUCUUUGUUUCCCCCAUUGUUGUUGGAACUUUUUCAAAUUCUCAUAGCCCCGAUUGGAAGGGGGAAAGUAGCUGCCAUGAUGGUUGCAAGGGUGACUGCACUCUCUUGUCAAUGGCUGAUGGGCCCAUGCACAGUAAAUUCAGUCGAGCUUCCAGGCGGAUCUGCUUGUAGUAGUGGGGUUUUCAUAGAAAGGUGCAAGUAUUUGGAGGAAAGCAAAUGUGUGGGUAUUUGUAUUAACACAUGCAAGCAGCCAACUCAGACUUUUUUCAAAGAUUACAUGGGAGUUCCUCUAUCGAUGGAACCAAACUUCAGUGAUUAUAGCUGUCAGUUUAAUUUUGGAGUUCAUCCCCCUCCACUUGCUGAAGAUAAAGCCCUCUCGGAACCUUGCUUGGAGAUAUGCCCUAACGCGACAAGGCGUAGAGAACUUGGCAGAAAUGAUGAGGUGAUGCAGUGCCCAAAGGUAUAGAGAUUUCUCCAUCUUUGAGAAAGGGUGUACUAAAUCACAGGUUUUUGUUGUAGAUUACACUUGCAGUUCUGUAUAGAGAAUUAUAAUUAAAAGCUUUUGUACAUCCACACACACCCGUAUAUGCUUACGCAUGGGACAUGUGAGGCUUGCAUCAGGAGAACUCACCAUUUAGAUGACCUGGUCCAGAAAACAGGCUGGUUAACUCAUCAGGUGUGUUACACACGUGUACAGAAAGCAUGAAUGAUUUAGAAGAAUUCCCAAUGGGGGAAUGUGGGGGCUUGGCAGAA